Messenger RNA from Trichoplax adhaerens, 264 nucleotides. RefSeq lists its product as uncharacterized. Gene Ontology annotation, molecular function: 3'-5'-RNA exonuclease activity; nucleic acid binding. Gene Ontology annotation, biological process: exonucleolytic trimming to generate mature 3'-end of 5.8S rRNA from tricistronic rRNA transcript (SSU-rRNA, 5.8S rRNA, LSU-rRNA). The transcript has a single exon. The record is from RefSeq and is a predicted model, not a curated record. The coding region runs from base 1 to 264 and encodes 87 amino acids. Lineage: Eukaryota; Metazoa; Placozoa; Uniplacotomia; Trichoplacea; Trichoplacidae.
AUGAGAGAAAAAGUUUACAAAAACAGCAAUAUCAAAUCCAGCAAAUUUAGCACUGAUUAUUAUUGUGUCAUUGAUUUCGAAGCAACUUGCGAGGAAGUUAAUCCACGAAAGUAUAAGCAUGAAAUAAUUGAAUUUCCCGCCUUGAUGGUGAAUGCUCGAACUCUAGCCGUGGAAAGCCAAUUUCAUUUCUAUUGUAGACCUGUCAUGAAUCCAAAGUUAAGCAGCUUUUGUACAAAACUGACUGGAAUUGACCAGGUUAGAUGA